CGGACUUAGUGUACAGUCUCAGGGUGCUGGACUUAGUGUACAGUCUCAGUCAGCUGAUGGCUUGCUCACCGCCAGACACAACCACCGGUGCUAUCGGCCAGUGGGAUGGCGCGAUCAGCAGAGCCCAGGUUGACCGGCCCCUACAUUAUGCUGCUCCUGUCAGUAUGGCGAGAGUCAUCGGCGAGUGAGAAAUGAGCCAGAAUUCCUCUGCGUAUUCGGCCUACCACGGCAUUUUACACCGCUCAAAGUCCGCGAAAUAGGUGCGCUUCCCUGUGGAAUAUCAUCCAUCCGGCCACCGGCCUCACCUCAGAGAUUCCGCCAUGGAUAUCAAGGGAUCCUACAGAGCCUCCACGCCCAAAACAACGCCGGAGCAUUACGGCAUUCACCCACGGUCCCCUCCACCAACCAACGACACAAAAUGAUCGUGGUUAAAGAGGAGCAGCAGGAGUGGAGCUCCAGUGUGGACCAGGAGGACCCAGAGCCCCCACACAUUAAAGAGGAAGAGGAGGAACUGUGGAGCAGUCAGGAGGGAGAGCAGCUUCAAGGGCUGGAGGAGGCUGAUAUCACCAAGUUCCCAUUCACUCCUGUCGCUGUGAAGAGUGAAGAUGAUGAAGAGAAACCUCAGUCUGAGGGACACCACUGUGGAGGACCAGCAGGACCAGGACCAGUGCCCAAAGAUGGCAUAUUACCAGUGCCCAGAGAGUCUUCUGAAGCUGAGACUGAUGACAGUGAUGAAGACUCAAUCGUAGCCGAGAUUGAAGUCAGUCUUGAUGACCUGGACGAGACCAGAGAACCUCAGUCGGGUUUAAACUCCCUGAAAACUGAUUCCAGACGUAGACCUGGUGAGAAACCAUUCAUCUGCUCCGAGUGUGGGAAAACAUUUGGCCGCAGGACACAUCUCAAGAUCCACAUGAGAACUCACACAGGAGAGAAACCGUUCAGCUGUUCCGUCUGCACGAAGUCCUUCACCGUUGGCGCACAUCUGCAGACGCACAUGAGAAUCCACACCGGAGAGAAACCCUUCAGCUGCUCCGAGUGCGGGAAAGCGUUUGGCAACAAGGUGGAUCUGAAGAGACACUCAACCAGUCACACAGGCCUGAAACCAUUCAGCUGCUCCGAGUGUGGGAAAAGAUUUGGCCUUAAGGCGGGUCUGAAGACGCACAUGAAAACUCACACAGGGGAGAAACCAUUCAGCUGCCCUGAGUGUGGGAAAAGGUUCAACAACAAGACUAAUAUGAAGAUCCACAUGACGGUGCACUCAGGAGAGAAACUAUUCAGUUGCUCUCAGUGUGAGAAAUCUUUCACACGAAGUGGUUAUCUACAGACGCACAUGAAAACGCACACUGGAGAGAAACUAUUCAGCUGCUCUGUCUGUAAGAAGUCGUUCACACGGAGCGGAUAUUUACAGACACACAUGAGGAUCCACACGGGAGAGAAACUCUUCAGCUGCUCCGUGUGCCAGAAAUCCUUCACAGGAAGUGGAUACUUAGAGACACACAUGAGAACCCACACAGGAGAGAAACCAUUCACCUGCUCAGUGUGUGAGAAAUCGUUUACACAGAGAGGAAGUUUACAGACGCACAUGAGGACUCACACAGGAGAGAAGCCCUACAGCUGCUCUGUGUGUCAGAAGUCUUUCACACAGAAGGGAAGUUUACAGCUUCACAUGGGCGUCCACACCGGAGAGAAACGAUUCAGCUGCAGUGUCUGUGGGAAGUCCUUCAGACAGCGUGACAGGUUACAGACACACAUGAGAGUCCACACAGAAGAUAAACCAUUCAGCUGCUCUGUCUGUAAGAAGACCUUCACCAGGAGCGGGCACUUACAGAUGCACACCAGGAUUCACACCGGAGAGAAACCGUUCAGCUGCUCUGACUGCGAUCUGAAAUUCACCUGGGUUUAUCAGCUCAGGAACCAUCGGUGUGUUGGCCGCCAGUCCUCACAGCGCCAUGGCGGAGAAGACUGUGGAGGACCAGAACCAGACAGGAACCCAGAUCCAGAUCCAGAUUUACAGUCUGACACUGAUGGCAGGAUCAGAGACAUUGUUGUAGCUGAGAUUGAAGUCAGUAUUGAUGAUUGGAAGGAGACCAGAGAACCUAACAACAGGACGGCGGAGAGUCCUGAACCUGAGGGGGACGACAGCGAGUUUUAGAAAGACGAGAAAGAAAAAACAAACUGUCAGAUUUGAACAAUUUGUGACCAUGGAGCACCACAAUGACUAUUUAGUCACAUUAUCAAAAGAAAACAGUUCAUUCUGAUUUUAUUAUUUGAUGCAGCAUCCUCAGUCAUCUGGAGCUGGACUUGUUCUUCAGGAUUCUUUCAGAAC
This is a messenger RNA of Epinephelus lanceolatus (giant grouper), 2326 nucleotides long. Lineage: Eukaryota; Metazoa; Chordata; Actinopteri; Perciformes; Serranidae. The record is from RefSeq and is a predicted model, not a curated record.